This is a messenger RNA of Glarea lozoyensis ATCC 20868, 2718 nucleotides long. RefSeq names its product C2H2 and C2HC zinc finger. Bases 1 to 2718 code for a protein of 905 amino acids. The record is from RefSeq and is a predicted model, not a curated record. Gene Ontology annotation, biological process: regulation of transcription by RNA polymerase II. The transcript has 6 exons. NCBI's taxonomy places the organism in Eukaryota, Fungi, Ascomycota, Leotiomycetes, Helotiales, Helotiaceae. Gene Ontology annotation, cellular component: nucleus.
AUGUCACAUAACUCAGGUUAUCAUCGAAGUGGAACUCAUUUUUAUCCUGGACUUGCUACCAUAAGUUCAUCAGACUCGGGCCAGAUAUAUGGAGCCACAAGGGGAAUGGGACCUCCUUCCAUGGACUUUCCACCGCAACCAGUGGAGAUUGAUGUUGAUUUGAGUAUUUCCAGAACUCUACCGAGUCCUGCUACAGCUGUAACAAAUCCAUGGGAUGCGACUUAUCCACACGUGGGAUUUGCCGACGGGCCAUAUGGGUCGUCGAACAUGGCGCGAAUGCAGCAGCAAGUUCCUAGCGACAAUCAGACCCGAGGCCCAACUCAAGAUCCGCUUGCGAUUUGGUAUUCAGAAAAUGAUGGACCAUGGGUACCAAAAGUUAUCCCAGCUGCUAUUCCUGAAGAUGGCGGCCACUUGAAGAAGAGAGGUAACAGAACUAUCGUGUCUUAUGGAUCCAGUUACCGGCAGCCUAACCCAUCGGAGGCCGGCUCAGUUCCGUAUGCUAUCCCGACUUCGGACUCUGGCUAUGGCACUAGGCGUAGCAUAGGUAAUGCUUCCGUCUUUAGCGCCGACGUUCCAGAAAGGGAUCAGGAUUGCCAUAGUCUCGCCGGACAUCUCGAAAGUUUCCAGCCGUUUCCUUCUUUUGUUGAGGUACCAGCCAUAAGAGACACUCGUUUAAAUGACCCUUGGAAUACUCCACCAACGCCAGGACGAAGUGACACUAGUGGUUUGAUAUGCCCAGGUUGUAACAAAGGAGUAAAAACUCAGUCAGAGUUGAAAAAGCACGAGUUGCGACACACCAAACCCUAUAAAUGUCAAGUUGCGGGUUGCACGCGCCUUGAAGGGUUCAGUACUACAAACGACUUAGACAGACAUAUGAAGAGUAAGCAUGCAGCGGCCAUAUCUGGAAAGAAAUACCGGUGCAAUGUUCCAGGAUGCAAAUCCAGGGACAAGUCCUGGCCACGUUUGGACAAUUUCCGGAGUCAUCUCAAAAGAGUACAUCAGAAUCAGCUGAGGUCGGAUGAAGAUUUUGAAGAAAUACUACGAAAUGCUGAAUUUUGGGAGGGGCCAAGUGCCGAUAUUAACAAUGAACUGUUGCUUCCUCAGGCAGCUUCUCAAGAUACUCCAAGAGCAGUAGAGCCUUCUAAUGAUGACAGUGCCUGGAAGCAAACGGAGUCGCAUUGGACCAAUGCACCUCCAGAUCUGGACAAUACACCGCAUCCGCAGGCGGCACCUAAAUCACCUGGAUUGGAUCUGUCCAUGGAGAAAGUGGUUGAAAAGGAAGCGCCAGCUCCUUCAGCAAUCUCGUCUUGUCUAAAUACAGUACAGCCUCUAGAAGUGUUUACACCUCCAGUUCGGGACUCGGGGCAUAAAUUCACAGUAGCGAGUGUUUUGUCUCCAGAGGCUCCUGAAACGGCUACUCGGAUAUCGCACAUCAUUAAUGUGGAAGACAGUUCAAGUCAGCUCUUGGAAGGUAAGACUAUCAAACAGGCUGAUCUUUCAGCCGCAGAUGAGGCUCUCACCAAAGCAAUUAAGGUUGUCUUAUCCAGUUCCAUUGCUCGUGAACCGUCCAAUCAGGAGACCACAAGGAAUAUUUUGCCUAGUGGAAGACCGUCACCCUCAAAUACAUCUGAUUCCAAAUCGCGCCUAGCGGCUUCUUCCAAUGGUCUUACGGAUAUUGUUAAAGCUGGGGGCUCCCAGCCUUCUAACCUUGAGAUUGAUCUUUCCGAUGCACAGGGAAAGGUAAUAGAAGCAAUUGUCAAGACUGUUCGUAAUUUUGGAUACACAUUGAAAGAACACCGGGAAGCAAGCUCCAGCCCUCCCCCCAAAAUUCUUAACGCUGGAUCUGUUGCAGGCAAGAAAAGCGACAAGCAAGUCAUUUGUGAGAUCUGUAAAAAGUUCAAAGGUCGACCUUGUGAACUAAAGAAACAUAUGAAGCGCCACAAUCGGCCUUAUGGCUGCACAUUUCUUUCUUGCAGCAAAAAGUUUGGCAGCAAGAAUGAUUGGAAGAGACAUGAGAACUCUCAACAUUUUCAAAUCGAGACAUGGCGUUGUGACGGCCAACGUCCUGAAGGGGGUGCAUGCUCUAAGGUGUGUUACCGCAAGCUGAGCUUCCAAGAUCAUUUGAAAAAAGAACAUAAAUUUUCUGAUGACGAGGAGGUUUUGAGUGAUAAGGUAGAAGCCUGCCGCAUUGGCCGAAACUGCCAGGACCGGUUUUGGUGUGGCUUUUGUAUAAAACUCGUCAGUCUGAGGAAAAAGGGCCUAGAAGCAUGGACCGAACGCUUCGAUCAUAUUGAUGACCACUUCAUGGGACGCAAUGGCUUAAUCGCUCAAGGUAUUGAGGAUUGGAUUCCAGUCGAUGGGAGCGGGAAGGUUAAGGAAACCCAAACUACCUUGGAUGCCAGCCCUAGAUCGGACGGCUCAAGCUCCGGAUCAUCUUCUUCGGGAUCAUCGGUUGAUGCCGAUAUGGAGCCACCUCCUCGUCCAGCUGUUCGUCCAGCAGCGAAAAGACCACGCCCUGAAGAAACCGAAGCACCGUCACACAAGCGGCCUAGACCCAAUGAAGCCGUUAUCAUCGUAUGCUGUCAGUGCAACCUUCAGAAUAACCCAGAGUUGAAUGAGAGCUGCAGCAAUUGCAGUACUGGCCAUACGUUCUGUGAAAACUGCCAGACCGAGUAUCGCCCCAAGGAGGACCGAUCACCACCACAUGAAUUGCCAUGA